AUGUCAUUUAUCGGGAGGACGGUAUCGGCGUUUGGAGCGUUAGACGACGCUCCGGGUGAGCGGCAUUCCGCCGCGGCCGAUACCGACGGCAUCCGAAACGCGUAUCAGACAGAACGCGCCGGCGGAGAUAAAAAGGCGAGGGGCAAACAAACAGACAGAGAGACGAGGACGAGGUUCAGCAUAUUGUUAUCGUCGCACUCUAAUUUUCAGUGUAGUGUAAACUCAAAAGAUCUGGCGCUGCGACAACAUCAACGGCCGCCUUUGUGCCUCGGCGGGAACAAAAAGGGACCUUUUGUUGGGAGAUUGGACGGAUUUUCGCGAUUA
Messenger RNA from Iphiclides podalirius (scarce swallowtail), 324 nucleotides. The record is from the annotation of a GenBank genome assembly. Lineage: Eukaryota; Metazoa; Arthropoda; Insecta; Lepidoptera; Papilionidae.